UCAAUGUUUUUGACAGUGCACAAGAUAACCUACGUAGGACAAGGUGUCUCUGAAACUGGUAAGAUGUCAAAUACACAAUUCCAAGACCUUGGAAUGUCAUCGGAAAACGUGACGGAAUACAGAGCGUUACAGCCUGGUGAUCAGCUGGCAGUUGAAGGAGAGAUGCAUGGCAUUGACUAUUAUCACCACGGUAUCUUCAUCAGCCACACGGAAGGAAUAAUCGAAUACGGUGGAGAAAACAAAGCAAAUGCGAGGGUGAGGCAAGUGGAUUUGAUCCAAUUCACCGGAUAUGGAAAAAGAAGAUUGUUAAAAAUUACAUACCCAGACGAUCAGUGUCUGCCUCCUUAUGAAGUGGUAGAAAACGCCAAGAAACUCCUGGCUAAUCCAAAAGAAUGGGGAGGAUAUAACGCCCUAAAGAAUAACUGCGAACACUUCGCAAUGAAAUGCAAAACAGGCAUGGCCGUCUCAAUUCAAGUUAUUGAAAAACUAAAAGAAUGCAUCAAGAAUCCUUUCCAAGCACUGAGAUAUUCCGUUGCUUCGAGUUUCGGAGGUGGUUCUAGCAUUUCGUAAUCUUUAUGAAAUGUCUCGAGAAGAUUAUGACAAUUGAAAUUUUAGUAUUCUAGUGUGUACUCAUUUUCUAGACAUGUGAUUCUGUAUUUUCUGUAAAUUCUAAUUUCAUUCAAAAUGUACACACGUAUAGAUUUCAAAUUUUUGACGAAUUUGUACAUAUUUCAUUCAUUGGUAGUAAGAGUAUUAUUACGUAAGAUAAAUAUUUAACUAAACUUGGAAGGUCUAUAAUGUUUGCUUACUAAAACAACCACCAUCUCCUUUACAAUGUUUAGGCAUAAUGUUUAGCCCUAAAUGACGAUUACAA
This is a messenger RNA of Ostrea edulis (European flat oyster), 874 nucleotides long. RefSeq lists its product as uncharacterized. Bases 4 to 570 code for a protein of 188 amino acids. Lineage: Eukaryota; Metazoa; Mollusca; Bivalvia; Ostreida; Ostreidae. The record is from RefSeq and is a predicted model, not a curated record. The transcript has 3 exons.